This is a messenger RNA of Nelumbo nucifera (sacred lotus), 2091 nucleotides long. It is a transcript of the gene GALK, whose product is annotated as Mevalonate/galactokinase family protein. Gene Ontology annotation, molecular function: galactokinase activity; ATP binding. NCBI's taxonomy places the organism in Eukaryota, Viridiplantae, Streptophyta, Magnoliopsida, Proteales, Nelumbonaceae. The record is from RefSeq and is a predicted model, not a curated record. Gene Ontology annotation, biological process: carbohydrate phosphorylation; galactose metabolic process. Gene Ontology annotation, cellular component: cytoplasm; cytosol.
AAUAAAUCGGUAUUUCUUACUAAACUUGUCGAUUUUGUUUCUGGGAAUAGCGAGAAAGAUUUGGACGCUUUCCUCCUCGAUUCCCUUUAUUUCAUCCAAAUCGAUUGAUACAAGCCGAGAAAAAGGUCUACCACUUCACGUCAUUACCAUUUUGACCAAACCGAAUUUCCGAAAAAACAAAGGUCAAGGCAAAAAGUGAGUGUAUCACCCGAAACUGUGGUUUGAAUUGCAAAGAACUCUGUGACGCUUCAAUCUCUUCUUCACUUCAAUGGCAAAACACGAAGAACUGUCAAUCCCUGUUUACUCCACCCUCGAACCAGUUUAUGGGGAUGAAUCCCAGCUUGAAGAAGCUCAGCUUCGAUUCGAUAAGCUUAAAGCCAAGUUUCUUGAAGUUUUCGGUCACCAACCUGAUGUUUUCGCUCGAUCUCCAGGUCGAGUGAAUUUGAUCGGAGAGCAUAUUGAUUAUGAGGGAUACUCCGUGCUGCCGAUGGCCAUAAGGCAAGACACAAUCGUCGCGAUCCGUAAGCAUGACGCUGGAGAGUCUCCCCAGCUUAGAAUCGCAAAUGUGAAUGAUAAAUAUACAAUGUGUACUUAUCCCGCUGAUCCUAAUCAGGAUGUUGAUUUGAAGAACCACAAAUGGGGUCAUUAUUUUAUCUGUGGUUACAAAGGAUAUUAUGAAUAUGCCAAAUCUAAAGGUGUAGAUGUUGGUGUACCAGUUGGACUUGAUGUCCUUGUUGAUGGGACAGUUCCUACAGGGUCUGGACUAUCAAGCUCAGCAGCAUUUGUUUGCUCUUCUACUAUUGCUAUAAUGGCUGCUUUUGGUGUGAAUUUCCCAAAGAAAGAAAUUGCACAACUUACAUGUGAAUGUGAACGCCAUAUUGGAACACAAUCUGGUGGAAUGGACCAGGCAAUUUCUGUCAUGGCAAAGGCUGGGUUUGCGGAACUGAUUGAUUUCAACCCUAUCUGUGCAACUGAUGUGCAACUUCCUGCUGGUGGAUCUUUUGUGAUAGCCCAUUCGUUGGCAGAAUCUCAGAAAGCAGUAACUGCUGCAACAAAUUACAACAACCGGGUUGUAGAAUGUCGUCUAGCAGCUGUUGUCCUUGGUAUAAAGCUUGGGAUGAAGCCACAGGAAGCUAUCUCCAAAGUGAAAACUCUUUCUGAUGUUGAGGGAUUAUGUGUGUCAUUUUCUAGCAGUUGUGGUUCUUUAGAUCCUGUUCUUGCUGUCAAGGAAUUUUUGAAGGAGGAGCCGUAUACUGCUGAAGAAAUUGAGAAAAUCACAGAGGAAAAUCUGCCUUCUGUCUUGGGUAGUUCUCCAACCUCAUUGGAUGUACUAAGAGCUGCAAAGCACUUUAAGUUAUUUCAGCGAGCCUCUCAUGUGUAUUCUGAAGCUAAGCGUGUCCAUGAUUUCAAGGACACUGUCUCAUCAAACCUAAGUGACGAGGACAAACUAAAACAACUUGGUGACCUCAUGAAUGAAAGCCAUUACAGCUGCAGUGUUCUCUACGAGUGCAGCUGCCCUGAGUUGGAAGAACUGGUAAAGAUUUGCCGGGAAAAUGGAGCACUUGGAGCAAGGCUUACAGGAGCUGGAUGGGGUGGCUGUGCUGUUGCCUUGGUCAAGGAGAAUAUCGUCCCACAAUUCAUCCUCAAUUUGAAGGAAUCAUUUUAUCAGUCAAGGAUAGAAAGGGGGGUUAUCAAUAAGAACGAUCUUGGCCUCUAUGUUUUUGCUUCAAAGCCAUCUAGUGGAGCUGCAAUAUUCAAGUUUUAGUUACACCAGUGUAAACAUUGGUGGAAAGCUGUUUGGUCAGCUUUAAUUAAGAUGGAUGAUAAUGUGAUGUCCUUGUUCCCAGAAAUAAUCCUGCUUCUAUCAUGUUAGGGACAUCUUUGCAUAGUUUUCCUUAUGAAGACAAAAGGUAAAAGGAAAAAAAAAACCCUUCAAUGUUAAAGCAUCAAUACAUAUUAGACUAUGUGGUCUGAAUCAUCUGAUACGGCCUUUUGGCAUGGGUGGAAUGGCCCAGAAUCACACAUGUAUCAGUUCAGGCUGGCUUGUAUUGGCUAUUUAUCAGUUAUGUAUUGGUGUGUAAUUAGGUUUUA